Callorhinchus milii (elephant shark) is the source of this 1734-nucleotide messenger RNA. Its product is annotated as probable tubulin polyglutamylase TTLL1. Gene Ontology annotation, biological process: microtubule cytoskeleton organization; protein polyglutamylation. NCBI's taxonomy places the organism in Eukaryota, Metazoa, Chordata, Chondrichthyes, Chimaeriformes, Callorhinchidae. The transcript is spliced from 10 exons. The record is from RefSeq and is a predicted model, not a curated record. Gene Ontology annotation, molecular function: metal ion binding; tubulin-glutamic acid ligase activity; ATP binding. Gene Ontology annotation, cellular component: cilium. Bases 93 to 1364 code for a protein of 423 amino acids.
CAGGUGUGAAAGUAAACGCCACAGCCAGUAUAAACGGUUUACUGGAAAGGUGCUUGGUCAAACCCCAGGACUUUCCAUAUUUCAGGAAGAUCAUGGCAGUGAAAGUGAAAUGGGUGACAGACAUUCACAAGUCAGUGCUUUGGAAUAACUUGGAAAAAAGAGGCUGGAUUGAGGUAUCUGAAAAUGAAGACUGGAAUUUUUAUUGGAUGAAUAUACAGACCAUCCGAAGUACCUUCGGUGCUGAAAAUGGUAUCCGUCUUUCAGAUAAUCAGAAAGUGAAUCAUUUUCCCAACCACUAUGAGUUGACCAGGAAGGACCUUAUGGUUAAGAACAUAAAGCGUUAUCGUAAAGAGCUUGAGAAGGAGGGAAAUCCUUUAGCAGAAAAAGAUGAAAAAGGCAGAUAUAUUAGCCUAGAUUUUGUCCCAGUUACCCUACUGCUGCCGGCAGACUAUAACAUGUUUGUUGAAGAAUUCAGGAAGUACCCAUCUAGCACCUGGAUUAUGAAACCUUGUGGAAAGGCUCAAGGAAGAGGAAUCUUUCUCAUCAACAAACUCUCCCAGAUCAAGAAGUGGUCACGAGAUGGCAAAAAUGCCAACUUUGUAGCCAGCACCACAAAGGAAAGCUACAUCAUCUCUCUCUACAUAGACAACCCCUUACUCAUUGGUGGGAAGAAGUUUGAUCUUCGACUGUAUGUGCUAGUCACCUCAUUUCGCCCUUUGAAGUGUUAUAUGUAUAAACUUGGAUUUUGCCGUUUCUGCACAGUCAAGUACACUGCAAGUACUAGUGAACUGGACAACAUAUUUGUGCAUCUUACAAAUGUAGCCAUUCAGAAACAUGGGGAUGAUUACAAUCCCAUUCAUGGUGAAAAGUGGACUGUGGCGAAUUUGCGACUCUACCUGGAGAGCACGCGUGGACAGAGGGUCACUGAUAAAGUGUUCGAUGAAAUUAGUUGGAUUAUUCUACAAUCACUCAAAGCUGUUGCUCCGCUGAUCAACAAUGACAAACACUGCUUUGAAUGUUAUGGCUAUGACAUAAUCAUUGAUGACAAGUUGAAGCCCUGGCUCAUUGAGGUUAAUGCUUCACCUUCAUUGUCAUCCAGCACAGCUAAUGACCGAGUAAUGAAGUACAAUCUUAUCAAUGAUACGUUGAAUAUUGUUGUGCCUUUCGGUGAAAUCCCAGAUUGCAAAUGCAACAGAAAUCCCCCCAAAGAGGCUUUCGGGAAUUAUGAGCUCCUUUAUGAUGAAGAGCUGGCAAUGAAUGAAGGAGCUGACAGAGACCUGAAGAAACGCUUGGGUCAGUUCUUUGGCUCAAAAGGUGGACGAACAAAGGAUUCUGGAAGACCCACCGCAACAACUUGGAAGUGAUUAAGAAAACUAAAGGAGGCGCUUCAAUGUUGGCAUUGAACUUAAAGCUACAGAUAUCUCUGAUAUCGAGAUAACAACUAUUCAAAAUCAGUGCCAAAACGUUAUUUAAUGGGUAGCUACUUCUUGAAUGCUUUAUACGUGUAAAUUAAAUGGCUAGUGUUAGAAUGUACAUCAUUCCCUUGAAAACUGUUAAGGUGAGAUACAUCAGGAAGUUCUGCAGUUGUACAGUUUACCUCUGGUGGCCGGUCCAUUAUAAACUAACCUCUGUAUAAAUCUGUUAAGUAAAUAUGGUGUUUGACUAUGUCCUAAUCGAUGUUCAAUAAUUAAGAAUAAAAAGAUUUAUUUCAUAGAUGGGAAAUCACAUCUAAUG